Messenger RNA from Ascochyta rabiei, 1797 nucleotides. RefSeq lists its product as uncharacterized. The coding region runs from base 1 to 1797 and encodes 598 amino acids. NCBI's taxonomy places the organism in Eukaryota, Fungi, Ascomycota, Dothideomycetes, Pleosporales, Didymellaceae. The transcript has 4 exons. The record is from RefSeq and is a predicted model, not a curated record.
AUGGCUCUCGAAAAAGCGCAGCUCGGGCCCCUGGGGUGGUUCUACAUUGCCUUCGUUAUUUGUUGGAAUGUCUCGCUCGUUGCUGCUAUGAGCUUCCUCUGGAGGCAUCGCGAGCUUCCUUCCAUACGCAUGCGAAGAGUUCCCCUCCUCUUCACUGGAAUCGCUGCGCUUCAUGUCUAUGGCGCGAUCAGUAUCUUUGCUUAUCCGUUUGGCUCAUACUUUCCCUGCUCUGUCAUCUUCUGGAUGAUGAGCAUCCUCGUUCCUUUUGGUAUGGCAAUGUUCCAGGCCGCCAACACUCAGUUCUUGCACGUUGCAAGCCGACAGAAGCAACUGGCCCAUAUGAGCACGUUGAAAGAUCAAAAGCCGAUUAGUGAGAAGCAGGCCGAGGCGAUCGGUAACAAUCGCUUCAAGAGGAUCGUGUCCGGUGUCGAACGAGCCGAUAGGGUUGGGCGUUCACUGAUCUUCAUCGGAGUCGGUAUGGUCAUUCAGGUCGCCGUCACGUUGCUCGUGUUUCUUGGCUCUGAGAAGUUCCACCCCGGUUUUGGUCUGUGGGAUUACACCGUCCAAGGCACUGAGGCGGAACUGUACCUCAAGUGUAACCAGGGCUGGGAGUGGUGGAUGUCGAUCGUCUGGCAGUUCGUCUGGGCUUGGAUCUACGCUCCCUACAUGAUUUGGAAGAGUAGAGGCGUGCGUGAUGUACACGGCUGGCGUUUACAGACUAUCUGCUGUUGCAUUGCUGGACUCCCAGCAUCUCCUCUUUGGCUUGCAGGCCUCUACGCUCCUUCCAUGAUAGCAGUCGGCGCCUACGUUCCGCCACCUAUGUGGUUCGGGUUUUCCAUCUUUCUUAUGGAGAUCAUCACACUCGGCUUCCCUAUCGUGGGUAUUUUCAGAGCCCAGAGCGUUCGACAAGAGACACUUGAUGCCAUUGCUGAAUGGGAAAAGCGCCAGGCCAUGAACAGUUUCGAUGGCACCCUAGUUGCUGAAGGGUCGUUGAAGAGUCACAGUGUUUACUCUGAUACUUACUCCAAGACUACAACUCUCAAAUCCGGUGGUGACAUGACUGUCAAUUCAUUGGAGUCAUCCAAAUCUGGUAUGCUCACCAUGACAGCACUAGAGAAUGCGCUCCGGACAAACGCAGCUCCCCUUCUAAAAUUUGCUGCACUUAAGGACUUCUCUGGUGAGAACGUCAGCUUCCUUACACACGUUGCAGAUUGGCGAAGAUACUGGUUCACACCCAAGGCCUCCACUGCUGAGCACCGUCGUCAACAAUUUAUUGCCGCAACCCAUAUCUACGCUCGCUUUAUUUCUCUCGAGUUUUCCGAGUUUCCUAUCAACAUUUCAUCCAGAGAAAUGAAACGCCUGUAUAACGUCUUUGACAGCGCAGCUGUCCUUCUCUACCGCAACAAGCGUGGAUCGCUCUCUUCCGAGACUUCCGACUCAGCUACACCUUUCGAUAACGUACAGCCAGACCAUGCCUCUGCCGCCGAAUCACACAUGCCACCAAGUCCGACAGGAUCUACGUUUGGAUUAAAGAACCUGGAUGCACUUGGCCGUGCAAAUCUUCGAGCGGUAUCACGUCUAGAUGGCAUUUACUCAGAAGAGAAGUGUACCGAUAUCGAGAUUCCUGAUACGUUCGCUGAAGUGAUCUUCGAUCCUGCAGAGAGCGAGAUCAAGUAUCUUGUUCUCACCAACACAUGGCCGAAGUUUGUCAAUGCUGGACGCGCUGCAAGCCAAACUAGCAAUGACGAAGAGGCUGGCAAUGGAUGGAAGCAGAAGAUGCUUUGCGAUCGAAACUAA